AUGGUCUCCUUCCUUCUCCAUCCAGGGGUGAAGUUCCGCGAGGUCCUGAUUAACGUGCCGCGGCAGCAGGUGGAGGACUUCCAUGGGCCCGAGGACUACUGGUGUCUGUGUGUCGCCUGGAGCCACCUGGGGACGUCCAAGAGCCGAGUGGGGGAGGGGGGAGGGGGGAGGGGGGCUGGUGGUGGUGUGUACCUGAGGAAGAACUUUGAGCAGGACCCCCAGUGCACCGAGGUGCCCCUUAAGGGCAUGAUCGUGCUGCACUGCCGGCCCCCAGAGGGCGUGCCAUUGGCCAAGGUAUCCUGGCUGAAGAACGACGAACCACUGAACAGGGAAGCUAGGGUCAGCGCGAGAGCCGACCACAACCUCAUGGUCUCCGAGGCACCGCUGUCCGACUCGGGCAACUACACCUGCCUGGCGAGCAACAUCGUUGCCAAGCGGCGCAGCGGCAACGCCGCCGUGGUCGUUUAUGUGAACGGCGGCUGUCUCUGGACCGACUGGUCGCUGUGUAACGUGCGCUGUGGGCGGGGCUUGCAGAAGCGCUCGCGCACCUGCACCAACCCGGCGCCGCUCAACGGGGGGGCCUUCUGCGAGGGCAUGUCGGUACAGAAGAGCAACUGCAUCACACUCUGUCCAGUGGACGGCGGCUGGGGCCCGUGCAGCCUGUGGACGGCGUGUGGCGUGGACUGCGGGCGCCAGCGGAGCCGGGACUGCGCCGAGCCCGAGCCGCGGCACGGGGGCCGGCCCUGUGACGGCCCCGGGCUGGGGGCUGACAACUGCACCGGGGGCCUCUGCAUACAGAAUGGAAAUCUGCUUCAUGACAUCAAGCCACAAGAGGUGGAGAGCAGCAGUGACGUGGUGCUGUACUCUGGGCUGAGUGCGGGGGUCCUGACGGUGGUGGUCCUGAUCAUGGUGGUCACUCUGUACUGGAGGAGCCACAGCGAGUACGGCGUGGACGUCAUCGACUCCUCCGCCCUCACCGGCGGCUUCCAGUCCUUCACCUUGAAGACGUCCUGCCAAGGAAACCCCCUGCUGAUCAACUCGUCCAUGCAGCCUGACCUGAGCGUGUCGCGGACCUACACCAGCCCCAUGUGCUUUCAGGACUCCAUGGACAAGGAGCUGAUGGCCGACCACUCCCUGCUGGACCCGCUGCCCGACAUCAUGGUCAAAGAGAGAGGGGAGAGAGCAGAGUACCACGUGAUGUCCCAUCCCAGGACCUUCCCGCGGGGCGUGGCGCCGGACUACCAGGGCGUGGGCGUAGACGCCACGCUGGGCCGCAGGGGGAAGACCCUCUUCAUCCGGCACGGCCUGCCCCGGCCUCCUCCCCCUCCUCUUCCUCCCCCGCUGAAGACCACCAGGGUGCUGGGCCACGCCGGAGGAAGGCUGGUCGUACCCAACACUGGACAGGUCCUCCUGGAUGUGCACCCCCAGGAAGCAGAAGGCUGCGACCCUCUCCACGCAGCCACCGUCGAUGAGCAGGGGCUGGAUCGCAGUCUUCUUCCUCCUGAAGUCGAUGAUGACCUCCCGGGUUUUGAGCUGGUUCAGCAGCAGGCGCCAGAGGAGGAGGACGAGGUCCUGCUGAGCCCGGAGGUGACCUACGGCCCCCCGGGGCUGGACCUGUCCUGCCCCGUGGCUCUGUCGGUGGCGCACUGCGCCGACCUCAGCGGCCCCGCCGACGCCACCUGGGCCGUCCGUCUGAAGAGGACGACCCCGGAGAACAAGUGGGAGGAAGUGAUGUCCAUGGACGAGGAGAGCACCUCCUGCUACGGCCUCCUGGAGGCGGAGCGGUGCCACCUGCUGUUGGGCCGCCCGGGCCGCUACGCCCUGGUGGGCCGGCCCCUGAGCCAGGCAGCCGCCAAGAGGCUGAGGCUGGCCGUGUUCGGGAGCCCCGACCUCAGCAACCCGCUGGGCUACAACCUGAGGGUGUACUGCGUGGACGACACCCCCCACGCCCUGCAGAAGAUGAUCAUCAACAGUUGA
Gadus morhua (Atlantic cod) is the source of this 1977-nucleotide messenger RNA. Its product is annotated as netrin receptor UNC5D-like. Gene Ontology annotation, cellular component: membrane. Gene Ontology annotation, biological process: netrin-activated signaling pathway; axon guidance. The record is from RefSeq and is a predicted model, not a curated record. Lineage: Eukaryota; Metazoa; Chordata; Actinopteri; Gadiformes; Gadidae. Gene Ontology annotation, molecular function: netrin receptor activity.